UGAGGUGGUACAGAAAUGACAUGUCCUAAAGGAAAGAAGCCCAAGGGGAAAAAGGUGGCACCUGCCCCUUCAGUGGCCAAAAAGCACGAGGUCAAGAAGGUUGUGAACCCCUUGUUUGAGAAAAGGCCGAGGAACUUUGGCAUUGGUCAGGAUAUCCAGCCGAGACGGGAUCUGACCCGUUUCGUGAAAUGGCCACGAUAUGUUCGCCUGCAGCGCCAGAGGGCUAUUCUGUACAAGCGUCUCAAGGUUCCCCCUGCAAUCAACCAGUUCACCCAGGCCCUAGACCGCCAGACUGCCAUUCAGCUGUUCAAACUGGCUCAUAAGUACAGACCUGAGACCAAGCAGGAGAAGAAGCGCAGGUUGCUGGCUCGUGCCGAACAGAAGGCGGCUGGGAAAGGAGAUGCCCCCACAAAGAGGCCACCUGUCCUCCGUGCAGGUGUGAAUACAGUGACGUCACUGGUGGAGAGUAAGAAGGCCCAGCUGGUUGUGAUUGCCCAUGAUGUAGACCCAAUUGAGCUGGUGGUGUUCCUUCCUGCUUUGUGCCGCAAGAUGGGUGUCCCUUACUGCAUCGUCAAGGGCAAGGCCAGACUGGGAACACUGGUGCACAGGAAAACGUGCACCACUGUCUGCUUCACACAGACCAACCCUGAGGACAGAGCUGCUCUUGCCAAGCUGGUGGAGGCUAUCAAGACCAACUACAAUGACAGAUACGAGGAGAUCCGUCGUCACUGGGGAGGUAACAUCAUGGGUCCUAAGUCUACUGCUCGCAUUGCAAAACUUGAGAAGGCAAAGGCCAAGGAGCUGGCCACCAAGCUGGGCUAAACACCUACCAUGCUUGUUGUUUAUAAGUAAAACAAUAAAAAAACUCACACAAAUUAAA
Molecule: messenger RNA, 880 nt
Organism: Pygocentrus nattereri (red-bellied piranha)
Lineage: Eukaryota; Metazoa; Chordata; Actinopteri; Characiformes; Serrasalmidae
Gene: rpl7a
Product: ribosomal protein L7a
Exons: 8
Coding region: 16-822 (268 amino acids)
Biological process (GO): ribosome biogenesis
Cellular component (GO): ribonucleoprotein complex
Source: RefSeq, a predicted model, not a curated record